Messenger RNA from Guillardia theta CCMP2712, 597 nucleotides. RefSeq lists its product as hypothetical. Gene Ontology annotation, biological process: protein polyglycylation. NCBI's taxonomy places the organism in Eukaryota, Cryptophyceae, Pyrenomonadales, Geminigeraceae. The transcript is spliced from 6 exons. The coding region runs from base 1 to 597 and encodes 198 amino acids. The record is from RefSeq and is a predicted model, not a curated record. Gene Ontology annotation, molecular function: protein-glycine ligase activity, initiating.
AUGGACAGCAAGGGAACAGCUCGAGUCCUGCAGAAGUAUGUGGAAAGGCCCUUCCUCAUCGCUUCCAGGAAGUUUGACAUCCGUUGCUGGGUUCUUGUCACGGACUGGAAUCCUCUAAGCAUCUGGUUCUACCAAGACUGCAUCCUCCGUUUCUGCAGCGAGCCUUGGAACCUCUCUGACGUCGCCAACCGUUUUGCCCACCUGUCAAACGUGUCUGUCAACAAGGUCAACUUCCGGGAGCACGACUCCUUCCAGCAGGUAUGGGCGUCGUGGACACUCGCUGACCAUCUGGCAAAAGAAACCGGAAGGCCGGACAUCUGGGAGAAGGAAGUGCUCCCAGCCAUCAAGCACCUGGUCGUUGCCUCCCUCCGCUCCGCUCAGAACGAGAUCCGUAACCGCAAGGGCUCCUUCGAACUCUACGGCUUCGACGUUCUUCUCGAUGAGUCGCUGCACCCUUGGCUUUUGGAGAUCAACUUGUCCCCUGACCUGCGACACACCACCGCAGUCAAGGCGUCUAUGAGCAAAGCGCUGGUGGAGGAUAUGCUCGCUGUGAGGAGGAGGAGGAGGAGGAGGAGGAGGAGGAGGAGGAGGUAUUGA